Messenger RNA from Myzus persicae (green peach aphid), 747 nucleotides. RefSeq names its product protein ALP1-like. NCBI's taxonomy places the organism in Eukaryota, Metazoa, Arthropoda, Insecta, Hemiptera, Aphididae. Bases 1 to 747 code for a protein of 248 amino acids. The transcript has a single exon. The record is from RefSeq and is a predicted model, not a curated record.
AUGUGUAAAGUUAUAUGGACCAACUUAAGGAGAAUUUAUAUGCCAGAACCUACACAAGAACAUUGGUUGAAAAUAGCAGAAACGUUUUUGAGUGUGACAAAUUUCCCUAAUUGUAUCGGCGCAAUCGAUGGGAAGCAUAUACGUAUUGUUAAACCGGCACAUAGUGGAUCUUUGUAUUAUAAUUACAAACAUUUUUUUUCCACCGUUUUAUUAGCUAUAUGUGAUGCAAAUUACUGUUUUAUUGCUGUGGACAUUGGAGAUUAUGGAAAAAAUAGUGACUCGUCAAUAUUCAAAAAUUCAGUAUUUUAUCAAAGACUUAUUAAAAAAGAGCUCAAUAUUCCAGAAAAUUCCUCAUUUCCAGAAGGGGAAGAAUCAAAAUUGCCAUUUGUUAUUAUAGGUGAUGAGGCCUUUGGUUUAUCCCAAAAUGUAAUGAGGCCUUAUGGAGGAAAACAUUUAUCAACAAGAAAAAAAGUGUUCAACUGCAGGUUGUCAAGAGCCAGACGUUUCAUAGAAUGCACUUUUGGGAUUUUUUCGAAUAAAUGGAGAAUCUUUCACAGGCCCUUGAACGUAUCUGAAGAAUUUGCAGAAGACAUUAUAAAAGCAUGUGUAAUUCUACAUAAUUUUGUUCGUAUUCGGGAUGGAAACACGUUGGACUUUGAAGACACAUUAUCAUAUGAAGGACUUAUAGAUGAACACGGAUCACCAGAUAAUACAUCGGGAAAAGCUGCUACCAGUAUACGAGAGUAA